AUGGCCGUAGCAGGCAUAAAGACCGUGAUUCUUCUGUCCUUCGUACUCGCGGUGGGCUUCCUGCUGAUCAUUCUAUCCUGUGCUCUCUGGGCAAAUUGGCUUCCUCUUCUUGUCGCCUUGACCUUCGUCCUUGCGCCACUGCCGAAUGCAUUGUUUGCGAGCUGUGGUGGUGACGACUUUUCCGCUGAAUAUGAUGGCCAUGGUCGAGCAGACACUGGGCGAUUUAUGACAUCAACCGUAGUCGUCACAGGAUUUGCCUUCCCCCUUGUCCUAGCGCAUUCGGAGAUUAUUCGCCCAGGAGCAUGCGCGAUGUCGAUUGUCGGUGGAGCUCUUGUGUAUGGUACGAUACUGGCUUACUCUGCAGCGUUUAAAGAGGAGGACUCCGACUUCGAUUGA
Messenger RNA from Sparassis crispa, 396 nucleotides. Its product is annotated as Vacuolar protein sorting-associated protein. NCBI's taxonomy places the organism in Eukaryota, Fungi, Basidiomycota, Agaricomycetes, Polyporales, Sparassidaceae. Gene Ontology annotation, cellular component: endosome; Vps55/Vps68 complex. Bases 1 to 396 code for a protein of 131 amino acids. The record is from RefSeq and is a predicted model, not a curated record. The transcript has 4 exons. Gene Ontology annotation, biological process: late endosome to vacuole transport via multivesicular body sorting pathway.